This is a messenger RNA of Equus caballus (horse), 1779 nucleotides long. Lineage: Eukaryota; Metazoa; Chordata; Mammalia; Perissodactyla; Equidae. The record is from RefSeq and is a predicted model, not a curated record.
GGGAGAAUGGGAACCCGGGAACAGGGGGUGGGGCGGGGGGAGCGCGCGCGAGUUUUUACUUAAACACACAUUUCCUCAUUUUCUGGAAGAUGCAGCCAUCCCACUAUAGGCGCAUUCAUUGCCCUACUCUUAAAACCUCGUUUUUUAAAGAACGCAGGAACCAAAAGGAGCCCCUUGGUCCGAAAUGUACGCGUAAUUCCUUAUAUAGCCUCGCUGCAGCCAGCGGCAGGGCCGUUGCCGCCCAUUAUUAUACAAACAGGUACCCGGCCGGCCGGGCGGGGGCCUCUCCCCGCGCUCCCGCCGCCCCCGGGCGGAGAAGUCUCGCCCCUCUCGCCACAGGAACUGUCCAGACAAUAACAAUCAGCAGACAUUUCACUGCUGAACAAGAGAGAGAGAAAGCACAGAAUCGCCCCGGAGAUAAGCAGAAAUACAAUCAACUUACAACGUCUCUCCAAACUGGAAAAGGCGACUGUGCAACAACAACCACAUGUUCGGGUCUCGCUCUCUCGCGCUCUCUUAUUUUUUCUUUUUUUUUAACUCUCACGCCAGGCAGAGGGGUGUGCAUGUCCCCGGCACAUCAGCACAAAUCAAUAAACACCGCAGCUGCGGCGCGAGCAGCGGACCCGCGCGUCCGUCGGUCCGUCCGCCCCCUCCCCCACCCUCCUCCCACCCGAGACCGAGAGCGCCAUCCAAGCUCCAUUAUCCGGCUUCAGCGCUCCGAGCGUCCGGCCCAGUUCCAGGUGGUGUGUACUACCCCUGGGACAAUUUGUCCCUCUCAGCCAGCUCAAAAGGACCAUUGCCUUAGACGACACAGAAGAUGGAUGUUUUCACCUUGACCUUGUUGGCAUACCUUCAUUAUUCCCACCCUUCCAACCGAUACUCCUCUUCCUCCUCCCCACCUGAGGGGCAAGUGGAAUCAAAGCUAAUUUUUCCAAGGAAUGCCGGAUGGAUGUACAAAUCGUUUUGACCAGAUUUUGUCAGCAAGGAAUCAGAACUGCCUCUUAUUAAAUACCUGAGUGCUUACACCAUAGACCUACGUUGGGAGCCCAUAUGCAUCACUGCCUCCUGAAAUGAGACAGCUGUUUAACUGAACUGAGCUAUUGUCAAGACCAAGAGACUGGUUCGAUAAAAUGGAGCAAUCUACCAACUUAACUUCUGGACUGUGAAACUUUUGGGGGAAGUUUCAAAGGCAAGACUUGGGGAGCAGAAUAUGUGACUCCAAAAUGUGCCACUGUGGCAUCAUUUUGAGCUGGAUCAUUUUGAGCUGAAGACAAGACCCAGCAGUCUCAAGAUAACCUUUUCCCUCUCCCUUAACUACCUAAAAAAUUUAGAUAGGGGGCCUGGCCCAGAAAGAAAGCUAUUACCAGCGAUAACUUUUUAUCUGAAAGACUGAUCUGUAUGGCAAGACAAACAUCUAAUUACAAAACAUCUGCUCUUCUUGUUGUCCUGUGAAUUACUCUCCUUCUCUUUGUAACCCCAGGCCCCUAUCCCAUUCCUUAGCUUAGGAGGGCAUAUCAGGCUCAACUGCUUGACUUGAACUUGAGUCCCAUAUCUUUGGGGCUCCUAAACAUACAAAAUUAAAUUUGUUUUUUCUCCUGUUAAUCUAUCUUAUGUCAAUUUGAUUAUUAGACCAGCCAAAGAAUCUAAAAGGGAAGAAGGGAAAAUUUUUAUGCCCUGACACUAUGAACAAAUUAUUGGACAUUUUUAUGCCCCAAAUUUAAACACUUAGGUAAAAAAAUAAUUUCUUUUAAAAAAUAAAAACAUCAAUGAAAAAUUAAA